Molecule: messenger RNA, 513 nt
Organism: Oikopleura dioica
Lineage: Eukaryota; Metazoa; Chordata; Appendicularia; Copelata; Oikopleuridae
Source: the annotation of a GenBank genome assembly
AUGUUCUUUCCAUUCUUCAAAGGAUUCAGUGGCCCAAAUCGAAACAAUGGCCGAAACGGAGAGGGAUUCCCGGAUCAAGGCAGACAGCAAGACGAUCAGAGCAGAAAUCAUUCGAACCCAGAGGGUGAAUGUACAAAUCCAGACGAUGACUUCGAAUUCGAUGUCGACAUACAAAAAGGACGUGUGCGCACGAAUGAUCGCGUCAUCGCUAUUCUCAUCCUAUUACUUUUCUUCUAUAUCGUCUACGAAAACGGAAGAAAUAGACAGAGACAACGUGAGCCCCGAAGAAUUCGAAUGAUUCGGAAUCCGGAUCGAAUCGAAGAAUUGGAGAGUGAGGACGAAAUGGAUAUCACUCAGCGCCCGGCAAUUGAGGAUCAUCAAGCUGAAGUCACUUUCGACAUCGAGACAAUGGAAUGUCCAGUCAACACAACAAACAAAGUGACGACGAUUCACGCUGAACUUCGCUUGCUUUACUUCGCAGCGCUACUCCAAAGCUUCGCCCCUGACAUGUAA